CUAUAUAUACGUACUACAUUUGUGUAAAAAACGUUCUUGUUUUCUUGUAUUGGUUUGUGUAGUUGUAUACACGUACUACAUUUUCAUGUAAAAUACUUUCGAUCAUUUUCUUACGUACUAUAAAUAAUCAGGUAGACAGCAAUAGAAAGUGAAAUAAAUCGAUCGGAAUGUAUCACGUACUAUAUUUAUGUCUAUGAAAAUGAACCAAGGACCCACAAAACGAACUAAUUAACGUUGAUUCAUGUGCAUCUUCUGCGUUGCAUUAAAAUCCCAAUUUGCUUUACUUCCCUCUUUCUCACAAAGUUUGAACUUUUCCUUGCUUCUUCAACAAAAACUUGCUAUCUCUCUCACCAAAUCGAGCAAUGUCCACGACACACCUGAACCGUUCGAUCUUGAUCUCUCUCCUCCUCCUCCUCUUCCUUCUCACAACUUCCAUCACUUAUCCAGCAGCAGAAGUAAACCGGACGAUGACAUCAAGAAACUUCCGUUACCGAACUCACCGAUUCCUCCCGAGGGUUCACCUCCCUUAUUACGUGACUCCUUGUGACUCAUUCUCUCGUCCUUACGCGCGUUCUAUGUGCUUUGAGCUUCAAAGAAUCCACCGUAGUAGCCAGAAGCAGCCACUUGUUUCCCCUCCUCCGCCGGAGAUUGAUCCAAGGUACGGCGUCGAUAAAAGACUCGUCCCCUCCGGUCCAAAUCCUCUUCACAACUAAAGCUCUUGCCCCAGUACGUAUACAUAAUACAUAUAGACAGAGACCUUUGCUAGUUAGAUAUUUUAUAGUUGACACAUUUCUUGGGGUUUCUUGGAGUACAUCUUGUUCGAGAGAUCUGUGUUAUUCAUAUAUAGAGAGUUCUUUUGCCCGAAGACGCAGAUUCAUCAUUUCUUUGUGGAUCUUUAUUGAAUCUUGAUUCUACUCUUUUGAUCUUGUAAUAGAGUCCUACGUUACUUGGGGAGAUAUUAUUGAUAUUUUAUUCUCAACGCUUGUUUUUUGACUUGUAGAUUGUGUAAACAAUCAUGAAAAUAGUGUUAUUUUUGCUUA
This is a messenger RNA of Brassica rapa (field mustard), 1040 nucleotides long. RefSeq names its product CLAVATA3/ESR (CLE)-related protein 9. Lineage: Eukaryota; Viridiplantae; Streptophyta; Magnoliopsida; Brassicales; Brassicaceae. The record is from RefSeq and is a predicted model, not a curated record.